UCAAGUGAGAAUGUCUGACUCAGAUAGUGAUGAAGACCAAGACAGACCCUUCUCUCUAACUGGCUUUCUCUUCGGAAACAUCAAUGAGGAUGGCCAGCUUGAGGAUGACAGUGUUUUAGACAAUGAGUCCAAGAAGCAUCUGGCUGGUUUGGGAACUCUUGGUCUGGGCUCACUCAUCACAGAGAUCACUGCAAGUGAGGAGGAUGAACAAGAGGGAAACAGAGAUGCGGGGGGUUCAGAUGCAGAAGGUUGGGUGAAAAGCACUGAGGAUGCAGUUGACUAUUCUGACAUCAGUGAAGUUGCUGAGGAUGAGACAAAGAAAUACCGGCAGGCCAUGGGAACAUUGCAACCCACCAGGAAAGCAGAUGAUGAAGAUGACUACGAUGCAGAUUGUGAGGAUAUUGAUUCCAAGUUGAUGCCCCCACCCCCACCGCCAACUCUCUCCACACCAGGCAAGAAAGAGGAAUCCUCUCCACAAACAUCAAGUGUCGGGGAAGAGGGUGAUGGCAUCAUCCUGCCCUCAAUUAUUGCCCCUUCCUCCGUGGGAGACAAGGUGGACUUCAGCAGCUCCUCAGACUCAGAGUCAGAAACCGAACGGCCCUGCCAAGGUCCUGGGGCUGGGGGUGUACCAGACAGGCUCACCCUUCCUCUGGCUGGUAUCAUGCAGAAAGAUGCUGCUAAAGCCCUGCCACAAGUCACGGAGCUCUUCCCAGAGUUUAGACCCGGAAAGGUGCUUAGAUUCUUAAGACUGUUUGGCCCUGGCAAGAACAUGCCCUCUGUUUGGAGAAGUGCCCGCAGGAAGAAGAAACGAAAGCAGCGGGACACUCAGCCUGGGACACCUCCCCCAGAAAUUGAGCACACAGAGCCAUGCCAGGUGAAGGAGAAGAAGUCUGGAUGGACUUAUGAGUAUGCAUCUGCACCGCCUCCAGAGCAGUGUCUCUCUGAUGAUGAGAUAACCAUGAUGGCUCCAGUAGAAUCCAAGUUCUCUCAGACGUGUGGUGAUGGGGACAAGGAGACUGAGACUCGGCCCAAGGUGGCUGAGUGGAGAUAUGGUCCAGCCCAGCUAUGGUAUGACAUGCUUGGGGUACCUGAGGAUGGAAGCUACUUUAACUAUGGUUUCAAACUGAAAGAGGAGCAGAGUGAAGAGCCCAAGAAGCAAGAGACACCUGAAACAACAACAACGACUCCUCAAGAGGAGGGGUCUGAAGAGGAGAAGGACAAAGAGGCCGUUGAAGAUGAGGUCUUCUUGAUGGUCACUCAACUCCAGUGGGAGGAUGACAUCAUCUGGAAUGGGGAGGAUGUAAAACACAAGGGCACCAAGACUCAGCGAGCCAGCUUGGCAGGCUGGCUUCCCUCUAGCAUGACCCGUAAUGCCAAUGCCUACAAUGCACAACAGGGUCUUACCAGAAGUAAUUCCCAGUUGGUGCCACCUACACCUCCACCCAUGCCUAAAGCCUCAUCAAUCUCCAGCUCUAAGCGGGACAAAAACAACCAUGACAAUCAAACCUCUCAUGAAGAGGACUCCCCCUGGUUCUCCAUCUUCCCCAUUGACAAUGAGGAGCUUGUAUAUGGACGCUGGGAGGACAACAUUAUCUGGGAUGACCAGGCCAUGGAUCGCUGGCUGUCCCCUCCUGUCCUAACUCUGGACCCAAAUGAUGAAAAUAUAAUUCUUGAAAUUCCUGAUGAGAAGGAGGAGAGAACAUCCAACUCCCCAUCCAAAGAGAACAAGAAAGAGUCAGCAAUGAAGAAGAGCCGCAUCUUGCUGGGGAAGACUGGGGUUAUAAAGGACGAGCCACAGCAGAACAUGUCCCAGCCUGAGGUGAAGGACCCUUGGAAUCUGUCCAAUGAUGAGUUCUAUUAUCCCAAACAACAGGGCCUGAGAGGUACCUUUGGUGGUAACAUCAUUCAGCACUCUAUCCCAGCUGUGGAACUGAGACAGCCUUUCUUCCCCACUCACAUGGGACCCAUGAAACUGCGCCAGUUCCACCGACCCUCGCUGAAGAAGUAUUCAUUUGGAGCAUUGGCUCAGCCAGGUCCUCAUGCUUCCCAGCCGCUGCUGAAACACAUCAAGAAGAAGGCCAAGAUGCGGGAGCAGGAGCGUCAGGCAUCAGGGGGAGGGGAUAUGUUCUUCAUGCGAACAGCCCAGGACCUGACAGGCAAAGACGGAGAUCUAAUCUUGGCUGAGUACAGUGAGGAAUACCCGCCUCUCCUCAUGCAAGUUGGCAUGGCAACAAAGAUAAAAAACUACUACAAGAGGAAACCUGGGAAGGAUCCUGGUGCUCCAGACUGCAAAUAUGGAGAGACGGUGUACUGCCACACAUCCCCCUUCCUUGGUUCACUGCAUCCUGGACAGCUGCUGCAGGCAUUUGAGAACAACCUUUUCCGUGCUCCUAUCUACCUGCACAAGAUGCCAGAGACAGAUUUCCUUGUCCUGCGAACACGACAGGGCUACUUUAUCAGAGAGCUUGUUGACAUUUUUGUGGUUGGUCAAGAGUGUCCCCUCUUUGAGGUUCCUGGACCCAACUCUAAGCGAGCCAACACCCACAUCAGAGACUUUCUGCAGGUGUUCAUCUACCGCCUUUUCUGGAAAAGCAAAGAUCGGCCACGAAGAAUUCGCAUGGAGGAUAUAAAGAAAGCCUUUCCCUCACACUCGGAGAGUAGCAUACGGAAAAGGCUAAAACUCUGUGCAGACUUCAAACGCACAGGGAUGGACUCCAAUUGGUGGGUGCUAAAGCCAGACUUCAGACUGCCUACGGAAGAGGAAAUCCGAGCCAUGGUGUCUCCAGAGCAGUGCUGUGCCUACUACAGCAUGCUGGUGGCUGAGCAAAGGUUGAAGGAUGCUGGAUAUGGUGAGAAAUCCUUCUUUGCUCCAGAGGAGGAGAAUGAAGAAGACUUUCAGAUGAAGAUUGAUGAUGAGGUUCGCACAGCCCCAUGGAACACAACAAGAGCCUUCAUUGCCGCCAUGAAGGGGAAGUGUCUAUUGGAAGUCACUGGUGUGGCAGAUCCGACAGGCUGUGGGGAGGGCUUCUCUUAUGUCAAAGUUCCAAACAAGCCCACACAACAGAAGGAUGACAGGGAGCCACAACCAGCCAAGAAGACUGUGACGGGGACUGAUGCUGACCUGAGGAGACUCUCGCUCAAAAAUGCUAAGCAGCUGCUGCGCAAAUUUGGCGUUCCAGAAGAAGAGAUCAAAAAGCUGUCUCGCUGGGAGGUGAUUGAUGUGGUGAGAACCAUGUCCACAGAACAGGCGCGUUCGGGUGAGGGCCCCAUGAGCAAGUUUGCCCGAGGGUCCCGUUUCUCCGUGGCAGAACACCAGGAGCGCUACAAGGAGGAAUGCCAAAGAAUCUUUGACCUACAGAACAAGGUGUUGGAGUCAACAGAGGUGCUCUCCACGGACACAGACAGCAGCUCUGCGGAGGACAGUGACUUUGAGGAGAUGGGGAAGAACAUUGAGAACAUGCUGCAGAACAAGAAGACCAGCUCUCAGCUGUCACGAGAGAGGGAAGAGCAGGAGAGAAAGGAGCUGCAAAGAAUGCUGAUGGGCGAAGAGAUUGACCGCGACAACAAGGGACGCAAGGAGCGACGCAAGGGCUUGUCCAGUGCCUUGUCCACCAGUUCCCACAAGGAUGACGACGCAUCCUCCGUCACCAGCCUGAACUCCUCAGCCACAGGGCGACGACUCAAGAUCUACCGUACCUUCAGGGACGAGGAUGGAAAGGAGUAUGUCCGCUGUGAGACUGUGCGCAAAGCUUCAGUCAUUGACGCCUACACCAGGAUACGAACCACCAAGGACGAUGAAUUCAUACGAAAAUUUGCCCUCUUUGAUGAGCAGCACAGAGAGGAGAUGAGAAAGGAGCGUCGCCGUAUUCAGGAGCAGCUCAGGAGAUUAAAACGUAACCAGGAGAAGGACAAGUUCAAGGGCCCCCCAGAGAAGAAGGCCAAGAAGAUCAAAGAGAGGCCAGACCUCAAGGUAAAACUAAAGUGCGGAGCGUGUGGGGCCAUUGGACACAUGAGAACCAACAAGUUCUGCCCACUAUACUAUCAGACUAAUGCACCACCCUCCAACCCAGUCGCCAUGACAGAGGAGCAGGAAGAGGAGCUGGAAAAGACUGUCAUCCACAAUGACAACGAGGAGCUGAUCAAGGUGGAGGGGACCAAGAUUGUCUUGGGCAAACAGCUCAUUGAAAGUGCCGAUGAGGUACGCAGGAAAUCUUUGGUGCUAAAGUUUCCCAAACAGCAACUCCCACCCAAGAAGAAGAGACGCGUGGGCAGUGCAGUGCACUGUGACUAUCUCAAUAGGCCACACAAGUCCAUCCAUCGCAGACGCACCGACCCCAUGGUGACCUUAUCAUCUGUCCUGGAGGGCAUUAUUAAUGACAUGCGGGAUCAUCCAAAUACAUACCCUUUCCAUACACCAGUCAACGCCAAGGUGGUGAAGGACUACUACAAGAUCAUCACUCGGCCAAUGGACCUCCAGACACUGAGGGAGAAUGUACGCAAGCGAAUGUACCCAUCGCGUGAUGAGUUCCGUGAAAGUGUAGAGCUCAUUGUCAAAAAUAGUGCCACAUACAACGGUGCAAAGCAUCCCAUUACCCAGGUAGCUCAGUCCAUGCUAGACCUGUGUGAUGCUAAAUUGAAAGAGAAAGAGGACAGGCUAGUGAGACUGGAAAAAGCCAUUAACCCCUUGCUGGAUGAUGAUGACCAGGUCGCCUUCUCGUUCAUCCUGGACAACAUUGUGACUCAGAAAAUGAUGGUGGUUCCAGACUCAUGGCCAUUCCACCAUCCUGUCAACAAGAAAUUUGUGCCAGAUUAUUACAAGGUGAUCGUUAACCCUAUGGAUCUAGAGAAUAUCCGCAAGAACAUCUCCAAACACAAGUACCAGAACCGAGACGCCUUUCUGUCUGACGUCAGUCUGAUCCACACCAACAGUAUCAAAUACAAUGGUCCAGACAGCCCUUACACAAAGACUGCCCUGGAAAUUGUUAAUGUUUGCAAGCAAACAUUGGCAGAGUAUGAUGAGCACCUGACCCAGCUGGAGAAGGACAUCUCCACUGCGAAAGAGGCCGCUUUGGAUGCAGCAGACUUGGAGAGCCUGGACCCAAUGACUCCUGGCCCCUACACACCCCAGGGUCGCCAUGGCAGAAGGCUAGGGGAGGAGGAGUCUGAUGUGGACAUUGAAGGUUUUGAGGAGGAAGAUGAUGGCAAACCCAAGACUCCAGCUCCUGCAGAGGAUGGCGAAGGAGAUCUGGAGGAUGAGGAUGAUGAAGAGGAUAUGUUGCUGCCACCUCGCAGAAGGCUGCAUGGCCAGGAGGAGGAGGAAGAAGAAGGGGAGGAUGAAGGUUCCAGCCGCCCACCCCAGGCCAGCGUGCUGUACCAGGACUUGCUCAUGUCUGAUGGGGAGGACGAUGCAAGUGAAGAGGAGGGUGACAACCCUUUCUCCUCCAUUCACCUGUCAGAGAGUGGCAGUGAUUCAGACAGAGAGGUGGACGUGCAUCCUCCACCCCCACACCGAGGUCACCAAGAGAUGGCCCGCAUGGGCAUGGAGCAGGAUGAGAGCAUGAUGUCAUAUGAAGGGGAGGGGCCUGAUGAGACUCACUUGGAGGACAGCAAUGUCAGUUAUGGGAGUUAUGAGGAGACAGAAAGCCAGAGUCAGCAUCAGCCUGAUGGCAUGGGCAACGGAGAGGAGUAUGGUAUCAGUGAGGAGGAAGAAGAGGAGGAAGAAGAAGAGGAGGAAACGAGGAGGAGGGGUCCAGCAGUCCUGUCCCAGGUCCAGCUGAGUGAGGAUGAGGAGAGUGAGGAAUUCAGAUCCAUUGGAGGAGACAGUGACAUGGACUCAGACAACUAGCAAAAUUCUUUCUCUCCAGAGACAGUUUUUUGGAUUCCAGUCAACUGUUCAUUUUGUCAUAAAUUAAAAACAGUGACAUUUGUGAGGUAUAUAACUGCACGUAUCAUGGCUUUGUAUAUGAUGCUUAUGAAAGGUGUGUGAGCAUUUCAACUGUUAUCAGACUUAUCACCACAGUGAUUUCUGGGAUACAGUCAGUUUUUUGUACAUACUGAUUAUGUAUGGGAUGGCGUACACCAGGCAACUGCAUAUUUUAAUUAAGACCUUUGUUAAGCCCAAAAUGUUUUCUUCUUGAAAAUGAUGCAUCUGCUUAGGGAUUUUGUAUUCUUUGAUUUUUUGUUUAUUUUAAUAUUUAAAAUAUAACAACAUAUUAAUUUUAAAGUGAGUGUAUUUCACAAGCCAUGAUGACUGGAAGUUGAGAAACAUUGUAAAUUUCAUGUGGUCCUCUAACAAGCUGCACCAGCACAAAAUAUUUGACAGCCGCUAAAAUUCUGUAAUCACCUCACUUCAAACAAACUGUAUAUAAAGUAGAAUAACUUGAUUACGAUUAAGUUUCUUUUCAGUCUACAAUCAAAGACUUUGUGCUCGUCCUAGUGUUACUUGUACUAUACUGGGCUAUGUGAAUCUGUUGGCCUUUGGUGUUAUUUUUAUUUUCUAAGCUUUUAAUUUUUUUAAAAAAAAU
Molecule: messenger RNA, 6524 nt
Organism: Lampris incognitus (smalleye Pacific opah)
Lineage: Eukaryota; Metazoa; Chordata; Actinopteri; Lampriformes; Lampridae
Gene: taf1
Product: TAF1 RNA polymerase II, TATA box binding protein (TBP)-associated factor
Exons: 40
Coding region: 11-5845 (1944 amino acids)
Biological process (GO): transcription by RNA polymerase II; DNA-templated transcription initiation; RNA polymerase II preinitiation complex assembly
Cellular component (GO): transcription factor TFIID complex
Molecular function (GO): DNA binding; TBP-class protein binding; RNA polymerase II general transcription initiation factor binding
Source: RefSeq, a predicted model, not a curated record